This is a messenger RNA of Erpetoichthys calabaricus (reedfish), 1016 nucleotides long. Its product is annotated as mast cell protease 1A-like. Gene Ontology annotation, molecular function: serine-type endopeptidase activity. The transcript has 4 exons. The record is from RefSeq and is a predicted model, not a curated record. The coding region runs from base 56 to 733 and encodes 225 amino acids. Gene Ontology annotation, biological process: proteolysis. Lineage: Eukaryota; Metazoa; Chordata; Cladistia; Polypteriformes; Polypteridae.
CUCAGCUGAGAAAAUCAUUGAUGGCAAAGAGGCCAUACCGCACAGCCAACCCUACAUGGCCUCCUUGGAGAUUAAAAGAGGUGAGAACUUUUACAGCUGUGGAGGCUUCAUCAUUCAUCGAAAAUUCAUCCUGUCAGCCGCCCACUGCAGUGGAGAGAAUAUCACUGCACUUCUUGGAGCUCAUAAUCGCAUUGAAAGAGAGAAGUCCUGGCAGGUGAUUCCAAUACAGAAAAUCAUUCUUCAUGAAAAAUAUAAUAAUAAGAUAUUAGAAAAUGACAUCAUGCUUCUCAAGCUGCAGCACAGAGCCAUAUGGACAAGGGAGGUGCAACGCAUCAAGAUUCCAAAGACAGCUGUGGACGUCCGUCCCAACACCAGAUGCUCUGUGGUAGGAUGGGGCAAAACAAACUCCAAUGGGAAUGGCAGCGAUGUGCUGAGAGAAGUAGAAGUCAAGGUUCAAGACGUUUUCAACUGCAAGGCCGCAAGAAAUUUGAACUUAACAGCCACAGCAAUCUGUGCACGAGGCACCGGCAUUAAAGGGACUUGUAAAGGUGACUCCGGAGGUCCAUUGGUCUGUCCAGUCAAUGGAGCCUGUCCGCCAAAAGCUGUGGGGAUUGUAUCAUUUACCUAUUCUAAUGAAAUUAAUAGGUGUGAAGACCCUAACCGCAAUAAUGUGUACGUGAAAGUGUCUGCCUACCUGGAGUGGAUUGGAAGGAAUAUCAAGGCCAACCCAUGAUGGUGAUGACACCACACUGAAGUAAGCCAGCUGAGCUCCUCAGCAGAGAUCUCCCCCCUACAGUUACCAUGCCACUCACAUCCACAAUGUGCCAGCCUGCAUUAGAGAAAGGAGAGCACACAAUGACUUAGUCAGCAUCCUGCAGUAAUGCCUUCUAGCAAAUGUAACUGCCUGCCAGCUUGCAUAAAUAAAGCUUUCUGUCUAAGCAGAUGAGCCUCUGGUUUAUGAGUUCAGCCUCAACUUCUUUAAGAAUAUGCAACUCAAUAGAAUUAAACUUUACGUG